This is a messenger RNA of Folsomia candida, 3559 nucleotides long. RefSeq lists its product as uncharacterized. NCBI's taxonomy places the organism in Eukaryota, Metazoa, Arthropoda, Collembola, Entomobryomorpha, Isotomidae. Gene Ontology annotation, molecular function: metal ion binding. Bases 97 to 3450 code for a protein of 1117 amino acids. The record is from RefSeq and is a predicted model, not a curated record. The transcript is spliced from 22 exons.
CAGUCCUUGUCGCUCUCCUCAUCUUAUCAAAAAAGUUAAAACGCCAAAGAAUCUUUGCUUCUUGACGAAGGGUGUGUCUUGCAUUUAGUUCUGAAAAUGAGUUCCAACUUUGAGUGUGACCUCGAUUUCCUUCCCGGAGACCUCGGCUCCGUUGGAAUUUCAAAGUACAAGUCGAAGAACUCUGGCAUGACGGUGUAUUUUGCGGAAGUGGAGUCACCAGUUAUCAAUGGUUACUUUUGCUUGGGAUCUGAUCAACCGGAAGCUGGUGGGAUUGAACAACUAAUCCAUCAUCUGGACUCCUCUGGUGGCCUUCUUCCCCGUCCAAUGAGGGGAGAGAUGCUUCGACCGGCGUGGCAAUUUCAUGGGGCCGAGAAUCCUCUGGCUGACCGAGACCAAAGUUGUUACGUUUGCUGUGCCUUAGGCGAACCUGCGUUUCUUGGGACAUUUUCGUGCUCUACGUAUCUCUUGCAAAAUAUUGAGGCUGUGAUGGAACUUCAUGGGUAUCCGUACAAACAGCAAGAAAUGGUUGAGAAACCCAAAGGUUCAAGUGAAGAAGUUGCGAAAACACCUGAUGCCAAAGGAGAUGACGUCGUUGAUGCCCUCGCCAACCUGAAUGUGGACAUUGAAGGCGCAGGAGCCGCUGAGAGUGCGACCGCUGAAGGCUUUGAAAGUGAUGAAGAAGAAUACACCGGACCUCGAUUGGAAGAGGCGGAGUACUACGCCUUGAGUGAGGCCGGAGAGGGUGCCAUGGCUUGGGAAGGAACGCUACAGUCAAUGUUCCCCAAUACACCUGCGUUUUGGAAUCGCCUGUUGAGUGAUGGAAGAUUCAAUCGUUCCUCGUCCAAGAUGAGAAGAUGCUAUGAUCGCCUGUAUCGUCCUGAAAAUUUGACUGUAAUUAUAACUGGAAUUGUGAAGAACAAGGAUCAUAUUUUGGAUGUAUUGCAUGAUCAUGAAAGUGAUUUUACUGAGGGGCGUCCAUCAAUCCCACCAUUUGUGAAGCCAUGGAGCAGAUGCUGCUAUUUGCCUAUGGUCUCAAGUCCGGUUACGAAUACAGCAUGGUUUGUCUGUCGCAAUCCUAUGCGGAAACCAAUGCCUACUGUGUGCGUUGGAUGGAGAGGGUGUUCAUCCACAGACUUGGAAACAUCCAUGUCUAUCAAAGUCCUUUCUGCUCAUCUUGCGAUUGGCCCAAUGUGGACAAAACUUGUCACAACUGGACUUGCACACCGAAUCUCAUGGUGUCAGCUAGAGUAUUCUGAGAGCUGUUCUUUGAUUACCGUGCAUGGACUCAGGGAUCUGGAAACAGCAGAAAACGUAGUCAAUCUGACAAAUGAAACCAUCGAUGAACUAAUGUCCGAGUCUCCGGAUAAGGGUUUGAAGCUGGAUGAAAUCCGCGCAAUGGCAGACCGUGUUGGGUGGCAUUAUAUUAGGGAAUUUGAGUCUGAACCGUUCCUCAUGAUAGCGUCGGCUAUCGCCAAAGCUGAAAGAUAUGGAGAAGGAUCUCCGGAACAAGUGAAACUAAGGAUGCGCCCACGAAUAAUAUUUGACGAACUUCUCAAGAAACCGAUCCAGUUUUGGUUGGAUGUCAUGAAGAAGCAUUUCGUAGAUGCUCCGAUUUUUUGCACCAAAGUCUUGCCGAAGGAUGUCAGCAUGGAUAACCCACAAGUUCAAGAGACGAUGAUUAAAGAAGAACAAACUGGAGAUUUUGCGGCGUCAUCGCGCCGAGCAGCAUCUCGUCCUCGAAGGGCAACAAACCCAGUGGCUCAGGAAAUUGCUGUUGAAGAUGAUAAUCGGCGGGGUGAACCUGCUUUGCCCAGUACCGAAAAAACUACAACUUUGGGCAUGCUAGAAGAGCACUUGCAAUUGAGUCCUUUCCCAUUCGGGGAUUUUGAAGACGAGAGGAAAGAAUUCGAAAGUGGUCUGGAGGUGACUAACGACUUUUUGGAAAACGUGAAAACGGCUGAAUUGAAGUCCUGGCCAUUGACAAGUUUUAAUUCUGAAAGUGAAAUACAACAUCCUUUGUUUCCCCUAACUGAGCUCCCAAUGUACACUUUUCUGGAGGAUACUGAGACUUCUUUUGUUUAUAUCACAACUGUGCUCGACACUAGCCACCUGAACAAUGAAAUGAGAAAGUUUCUCCCCAGCGUCACUGCAGCUCUUGGAGCAUUUGUAUGCCCACGCCCACCAGGCUUAGACACCGAUUGCGAGAUUGUGGACCCAAAUGAAUUUAACCCACCCCUGGAAAUUGCAGACUCUCAAGUGUCAAUUGGGCUGAAUGGAGAAAUGAUGCAGAGCAUUUUUCUGACGAUUAUUGUUCGACCUGAGAAAUAUUGCUGGGCCGUGGGUUUGCUGCAUUAUAUCCUCUACAAAAGCGAAUUUUUUCCAAAUUUUCUAAAGUUCGUGGCCACCGAGGCUGCCCGUGGGCUGGCUGCAAAUUACAAAAUGCAAACUGCUGAAAAACCAAACUACGAUUGCUUUGAUUCUACUGAGAUUAAUUUGCACUCUUUGAUCAAACAAGUGUACGAGGAAGGUGCGAAUGCUCGAUUGUUUGUUGGAAGACGGCGACUUGAUCUCAUGAUGGAGUACAUUCAGGAGCUGGACAAGAAUCCUGCUGAAAUCACAUCCACUACCAACGAUGUGUGGAAAUCAAUUGUUGCUGCGAACAAAAUUGUUGUUCAAUUGGCAGCAAAAGUGAAGGAUGUCAAACAAAUUCAUGGAGACUUGGUUCAGCCAUGGAAGCAAUACUUUACCGGCGUGAAUAAGCCAGAAACAUUCAGUCAAAUUCAGCCGACUCUGGAAACGACGGUCAUGAAGAUCCCCAAAGGAAGUGGCAUUGCCGUUUCUCUCAGCCAGCCUCGACUGCCUUGCUUGAACAUUGCAAUUACCAUCAAUCCACACAACGAAGAUUUCCCAAAGCUGUGCAUGGCUGCUCAGCUCUUUUCCAUGGCUCAAAAGUGGAUAUGGAAUUGCUGGGAUCUGGAUGACUAUUGCUCCCCAGUUUUAAGAAUGCCUUGUUCAUACGCCAAUCUGAUGACACUCAACCUGGAGUCUUACGACGUAAUUGGAUGCUUGAAAACCAUGCAGAUGUUAAUGACGGAUGAUUGGAAGUGGAUAAGUGCAAUUCUGACGGCAACAAAACUCAUGGUUGUAAAUGACCCUGCGACGAUGGAGCUUGGACCACAGGGGACGAUUGCAUCAGCUCUGUUGUCGCACUUGGCAGGACAGCCAGAGAAUGUUCGACGAGAUCUUCUGAAGGAUAGCAUGAACGUGACCGUUGAUGACAUCAAGCAUGUGAUCAAAACUUAUUUGCUUAAAUUUUUUGAUCCCAAAGAAUCUUGUUGUUCAUUGCUGACUUCGGAUGCGGAAGAAAAGUUGCGAAUCAUUCAACGUCUAGAAGAAAUGGGAUAUAAAAUGGAAAGCAAGGAACUUCAGGAUCUCUGCGUUAACCUCUAAUUUGUGUUUUAAAUUGCUAGUCUCCAAAAAUUGUUCAAAUUUUCUAAACCGAAACCAAAUAUUAUGCUUAUGAACAAGUAGAAAAAAUCAUGAAUUAGUUACCAGUCUU